Molecule: messenger RNA, 1446 nt
Organism: Aspergillus terreus NIH2624
Lineage: Eukaryota; Fungi; Ascomycota; Eurotiomycetes; Eurotiales; Aspergillaceae
Exons: 1
Coding region: 1-1446 (481 amino acids)
Molecular function (GO): protein binding
Source: RefSeq, a predicted model, not a curated record
AUGCAUAUUUCAGCACCCACUCUAUCAACCUUUCCCCAAGAGCUUAUUUCAGAGAUAUGUGGGUAUCUCGCGGACCCCCAAGACCGCCUGAACCUGGUCUGCUGCUCGCGACGCUUCCAGAAAAUAUUCCUGCCCCUGCUCUACCGAAACCUCCAGAGCGGCGGAGAGCUGCGCCGCCCCAUCACCCAGCUAGUCAGCACGCUGGCCACGAAACCAGCUCUCGCGGCAUGUGUGCAGACACUGCAUCUCUCCCCCUGGGAGACGUACCUGGGGUACAACUCCGUGGUUGAGGACGCACUCCCCCUCUGGAAAGAAGGGCUCCGCAUCCACAGCGAAGACGAGCAAGACGAUGACUCGGAGGACUCAGAGGACUCGGACGACUACAACGUCCAUCUAAAAACAUUCGAUUUCGGUCCCCUACACGACCACGCGAAACGCGCAACCCGUACUGACGACGAAGCCUCUUUCUGGAUGAGCGAAAUCAAAAAGGGCAACGCAGACGCAUGGAUCGCCCUGCUUCUGACCCUAUUGCCGGGCCUCCGCCGCCUCGACGCGGAAUUCCCCCACGGCUCGAUCUGGCCUCACACCGUGCUGAGGUGGGCGGUAACGGGAUGCCUUGGCUCAACCCCGGCGUUUUCGGCACUCUCGGAGGUUUAUGUGGACUGGGAUAGUGAGGGGACUAGCGUCUGCGCGAAGCACCUCAUGCCGUUUUUCCUGGUGCCGUCGCUGCGCAAGCUCCACGCGAGGAAUCUUCAAGGCGGGUCGUGGUAUGGGUUUGACGCGAUCUCACGCACAAAGGAGAUCAGCGGGACGUCGUAUGUCGCGCAUAUCGAGCUUGAUGGGUGCGAUGGGGAUGUCGGGUUGUCUCAGUUGGUGGGCGCCUGUGAGGAUCUCCGGUCUUUCAAGUACAGCCACCGCAGCUGCGAGGGAUUCGAUCCACGGGGUUUGUAUGAAAUUCUUCUCCCGUUUCAGAGGACUAUGGAGACUAUCUGGAUUGAUAUCCAGGAGGCCUGUCCUGAGCAUGAGGACGAGCACCGCUGCGAUGAGGUGCUCCCUUCGUUUAGAAACUUUACGGCGCUGAAAACACUCCAUCUGCGGUUGAAGAACAUGUCAGUCAUUGCGCCCUCGUCUGAAGGCCUUUCGGGGACGUCGUUCGCCCAGGCGCUUCCACGUUCAAUUAAGAUGCUGCAAGUUGUCGACACGGGUGACUUGGGCGAACUCCAGAUCUUUGCACAGAAGCUACAGGAUCAUGUAGAUCAUGACUUGGAUCAGACACCCGCGCUGACACGGAUCGACUUUAAACCAUUCGACGGCUUGCCAGAGAGGUCGAAAUUGAUAGAGAGAAUGGUCAGGGCCUGCAAGAAAAACAAUAUCGAGCUCCAUGUCUGUGAUGUGACUGAAGACCCAAGGAUGUGGGGUGCUGCAGGAUUUACACCUCGUUUGUGA